AGGCCUCGAGCACCAGGCGUCCAGCUCCUCCCUCCUGUCUUUCAGCGACCGCGACAACCACAUCGGGCUUGAACAGACAGGCGAGUCGAGAACUUGGGACAAGCACUCGAGCAGAAGCAUCUGCACCGAGACCGAGCGCGAGGCGGAGAGGCUGGCGGCGCUGGCGCGGGUGCAGCUGGACCGGCUCGGCGACGACGGGCAGGUCGGGAGCUGGGGGGACGCCGCGAAGGCUCUGCGGAGACUGCUGGACACGAAGGCACCGCGUGGGCCGGAGCAGCUGGCCGAGCUGCGGGAGACGGCCCGGAUCUUCGCCAGGGAGGCGCUUAGCAAGAAGAUCUUCAGCUUCAGGUACAAGCAGCGGAACCACGAGGGGCGAGCUGUCCAUAUUGCUGCCAUCCACCGGGAUGGUCACAGUCUCAUGGCCGAGCUGCUCGACCUGGGGGUGGACCCGACGACUGCCUGCACGUUUUCCGCUUUCGACAACCCCUGCUCCGCCACGGCCCUGCACCUCGCCGCCGGCUGCGGGCACACCGAGGUGCUGAGGCAGCUGCUGCAGGCCAGCGUGGACGUCAACGCGCGCAGCACGUCGAAGGGGCGCGAGAAUUACACGGCCCUCCACGAGGCCAGCUUCUUCCAGCAGACGUCCGCGGUCGAGUUCUUGCUACGGGCGAGCGCGCAGCCUGACGCGAGG
Prorocentrum cordatum is the source of this 691-nucleotide messenger RNA. The record is from the annotation of a GenBank genome assembly. Lineage: Eukaryota; Dinophyceae; Prorocentrales; Prorocentraceae.